Styela clava is the source of this 4811-nucleotide messenger RNA. RefSeq lists its product as uncharacterized. Gene Ontology annotation, cellular component: Set1C/COMPASS complex. The record is from RefSeq and is a predicted model, not a curated record. Gene Ontology annotation, molecular function: actin binding. NCBI's taxonomy places the organism in Eukaryota, Metazoa, Chordata, Ascidiacea, Stolidobranchia, Styelidae.
UAAAACGAAACUUUACUUCAGUCGCACAUUUAGUUUGGCAGGUUUUUCGAUCUUGAGGUCGCAAUUGUACUGUGAAUAUCUAUAAAGUUUUGCGAAAAUAUCUGUAUUUAGUUUUAAAAAACAAAAUUAUAAAAUGGAUUCUGAGUAUUUGAAGAAACACCUGGGAUCAGUUUUGACAGAAGCGCUCUGCGAAGUUGUUGAAAAACGGCCCAUGGAUCCAGUGGAAUAUAUCGCACAUUUUUUGUACAAAUUCAAGGAAAAUGAAGCUGCAGAUAAAUUGUUAUCAGCAAAAGAUCGUCAACUUAAUGAUGAAUUACGAGCUGCUGAAAUGGAAGAUAUUCUUUCUGAACAACUCUCAGAAGAAGCUAAGACGAUUAGAAUGAGAGAAAUUGAGGAACAAAAGGCAAGAAGAAUUGAAGAUCGUCCACCAGAACCAACACUUAAAGACUUGACAAACAGACCAGGAGCUCCUAGUCUCACAGCAGUUUUAGAAGAUGAAGAAGAUUCUUCACCUACUGGGAGGACACCAAGAAGUAAUGAAGGAAUUUCAUCCAAGAGUCAAAUUUCUACAGAUUCUAGCACUGUUACCAGAUCUACAGAAUAUCAAGUGGGAAAUUCUGAGCGACAUGUGGAAAGCGAAUCUCAAUCUAGCUUAAGUUCACACUUAGCUGAAGAGAAUCUGGCAUCCCAGCCACAUAGAGAAGACGAAGUUAAAAGUACAUCUUAUACUAGUGUGGGAGAGAAUACUUCUUCUCAACUGCAAGAAGAGCAAACAGUGUCGAAGGUCAAAUCUGCGAGUGAAGCUUCUAUUAAUUCAUCUGAUUCAGGAUUCAAACCUGCAGUAAGCCCUUCUUCACCCGCCGAGGAUGCAGAUGAUUCUUACUCUAAAAUUUAUCCGGAUUUGCCCCAGCUUUCUUCUCCUCUUCCCGGUUCAGUUCCAUGGAGUACAGACACUCCUAAUGAGAGCCAUAAUUUGUCUUACGACUCUAAAACGGUUGAAGAUAGUGCGAACGAUGAGAAGGCUGAUAAAUUAGAUUCGAAAUCUAUCACAAAGCAAGACCCAGAACCGCCUACACCACGAUCAUCUCUUUUGCAGGAGAUUGAACAGGGAGCCAAACUGACUUCUACAACUCAGGAGAAGAAGCAAGAUUCACCCAUGACCCAAGAUUCUGAACAAUCAGAAUCAGUUGUUGGAACGUCGGGAAUUAAAGAUGAAGUUAAAAGUGAACCAGUCAAAGAUGAAGAGUCGGAAAUAAAAACAAAUUUGAAGGGGAAUGUUAUUUAUGAGGUGACUGUUGAUGCGGAGGUUUCAGAACAUGGUGAUGAGCCUGAACAGCCAGCUGAAAGUCCUGCUUCUGAAAGGGAAUCACACCAGACGCCUCAAUACAUGUACGGCAAUGAAAAACAGGAUGACAAUGAAGUUUAUACUCCUUUAAAAACUGGAGAAGAUACGGAAGCAGCUUUGAUUGAAAUUAGAGAAGAAACUGCUGAUGAAGAUUUGAAUUUGGAAACAACCCGCUCAAUUCAAGAUACUGAAGAAACUGAUUUUAUCGUUGGCGACAGGGAAAUGAAAAAACCAAACGCUCAUGAAAUUUACCCCAUCAGUCUACCCCCUUCUUAUCGCUCUAUUUCGCCCACUGGUGGUGAUGAAAGUACGAGUGAAUUGAAACAAACGAGUUCGACAGAAAUUUCCUCACCGAAACCGGAUUCAGAAUUACGAAGUCAGUCACAUGAAGAUUUAUUUCAAGAAGGUAAAAAAUCAAGCAAAGAUGAAGCAUAUGAAAACGAGGACGAUUCAACAGCUGAAAAAUAUACCUUUAGAGAACAUCCUGGUGGUCUGGUUGAAAUCGUGGAUAAAACAGUUGAAAAUAAUGAGGGAACUGUAGAUUUAACAACUCAAGAUGGACAAAAAAUGGAUGCCGACGAACGAAUCCUGCAUGAUAGCUUGGAUGAAGAUGAUAUAAUUGGACACAACAUGGAGGAUGAUUUUCAGAGACAAGCAGAGGAUCAAACUAGAGAAGUAGAAUCACCAGAAAAGCCCAGAGAUGGAGAAGCUUGGAGAAUUCUUGUAAAAGACCAAACUAAAACACCGGACUUGGAGAAACAUGAAAAGUUUUCUUAUCCUGCGCAAACCCCAGAUAAUGAAACAGGAAAUGUGUCGUCUAUUGAACCAAUAAUUGAAGAACCUGCUGAAAUAAAUAACGAGAUAUUGACCGAAAUAGAUGAUGAAACACUACAGCAGACAUCUUCAUCUGCAAUGUCUGGUUUGCCCAAUUCAUCAACAGCGCCUAUUAUCUACCCAGUUGGAGGGGAAUCUCUUCCAUUAGCCUAUGAGCCAGAGAUCGAAGCAAGUAUUUCUAUUCCACUUCUUCGUAGCGAAAAAGAAGAGCCUGAUUGUUCAGAAUCCAAACAAAGCCAGGCACAAGCAUCGUAUAGAGAUGAUGCGGGUGUUGAUGAUCUCUUCUUCGCUAUGGAAAUGGAAGAUCCUGAAGAUGUUGACCAAUCAAUGGCUGCUGCUAUGGAUGCAGAUAAUGACAAAGAAGAUACUGCAUCUUUACAUGGAUUCGAAGAUUCAGCGGCAAUGCCGUUGGAAAACAAACUUGUAACUUUAGAGCACACUUCCUCAAUAGCUAUGGAUGCUUCUUACCAGCCUCUUAAUGGUCUUGCUGCCCCGUUGGAAUACUUUGAACAAGAAGAGGAAGCAUUAGACUCGAGUGAUAAACCUUCCUCCAAUUCUGGACCCAAUUCUGCUCAACAGCAAUCAGUGGCUCUGCAGCUCACAGAAGAGAAUUCCGCAGAUCGCAGUUCAUCAUCAGUUCCUAUUGUUAGUGGCCUUGCACUUACCACUCUUGAAAAUGAAGAAUCUAGUUUUGUUCCCGCCCCUGCCCCACCACCAAUACACAUGUUAUCUGAACAAUCAGCACCUCCGAUGGCACCACACCCGCCUAAAUCUCCACCCACGGAUAGUCUAAAAGCAUCUCGGAAGUUCAAAGGAAAAGUCUCUAAGUUUGCAGCACCCAUGAAUGGAAAGGCACCCCAAGAACAGGCCGUGGAUAUUGACACUGCUUUAGAGGAAAUGAUGGAUCAAGAUGACGUCGAGGAAGAUCAGUGAAUUCAAUUCUGUGGAAAAAUAUAAAUUUUCAAAUAUUAUUUCAUCCCACCCCAAACAUAUACUUGAGGUUCUAGUAAAUGUGUAUUGGACUGCAGGCCCUUUGUCUACUUUAGAUCAGAAUGUUACCAUUGCCACAAGGGUGUUUGAACGAAAUAGUAUUAUAAAGAUAAAUAUAAUCUCUUUCCACAAAAUAGCAAGUAUAUUCGCAAGCUUUCGUCGGAUCAUAUUCUACUUCUUUAGAAAAAACAAUAUAUAACUACAAAGAUUAUAAUAAUUGCUGGGUUAAAUCACUAUAAUAAGAAUCGUGAAAUAUAGGAUUGGAAUAACCUAGUCUGUCUCAUCUAUUUCCAAGUAAAUUGGUAUUUAUGGAUGAUUCACCAAGAUGAGACAGCAUCCAGGUUGCAUUGUGUACUUUUUUGUAAGUUUUGUGUCAUCUAUUUUUAAAAAUACAAAACAUCGUGCUUUGAAUGAUGUUCCAACUACAUUCAGUGAACUUCCAUACUUACUGACAUUACUUUUUCUGUCGGCUUAAUAUUAACUACUCUUGUCUAAAUAUAUAAAAUGACAUUUAAAAUUAAUCUGACUUGCAGGUUUCAUCAUUUUGGGUCAGUAUAACUUAUGGUAAACAUUUGCCAAGCUCUAAAAUUGGUGAUGUGUUCCGGAUUAACCUGGAAAGACACUCUUUGUCCUGAAACAUAAUUACCGCAUCAAGCAACCCACUGAGCAACUUCUUCUAUGUAUCCAUUUGUUGUUUAAACAAUUCGGGAAGCGUUUCAGCUUACUGAAAACUCACAUACCUGUUGGGCUUCUUACUGACUCUAAUUUAACUUCUCAUCUACUUGUGCUUUAUUGAGAUUGAGGUCCUUAACCUGUACGGCACUUACUAUACCACCCUUUUAUAAUUUGCUCAUGAAUGUCUCUUUAAUAUAGUGGUUUUAUCUUAUUUUCAAAUACUGUAUUUUGCUUUCUGCUCAAGAUCCUUGUUCAGAGUAGACAGUAUGUGAAAAAUUUAACAUGAACAUUUUCACUUUGUUUUCCCAUCUAAAGUUCUUCCAUUUAAAAAGCAGUGUUUUCAACCGUCCUUCAUUAUAGAAACUUCAAAUGCUUUUAUUUUAUCUAUUUCAUAAAAUUGUACGAUUUUUACCAUAUAAAUUUAGUCUGGAAAGCUUAUUUUUCAAUCUCAUAUUUGUAAUACUUUUCUGUAUUUCAUUGUAGCACAUUUCAAUAGUCAAACGUGUGUGUUUCCCUCAACUUUGAAUAAGCACACCUGACCUUGUUAAGAGCAGAUACUCAUAUAAUUGAAAAAUCCACAAAUUGUCAAAAACAUCAGAUAUCGACGGUAUAUUGAUUUAAUAUUGUUUCAUCUAACACUUCGUAUACCAUAUUGAGGGAAUUUCAGGUUGUGACCAUUCAUCCACUAUUAAUCCCUUUUGUUGCUUAGUUGUCUGAAUUUCUAAGGUUAUAUCUGCUUUACAUUGUUGCAUAUAUAUAUUACAUAAUUCAGUCUGGAAUGCAUUAUUUUUGUAGAAAUCAUUGUGAAUUUUGUAAUUAUUUUGGGUGCAAUUAAUUGUUAUAUAUGGUUUGGUAAUAAUUUUCAGUUGUAUAACCAAUGUAAAAUAAAUGAAAACAGUAUUGGAAGGCAAUUUGUUUAGUUAUAGCAUAGGAGCUUAACUGAAAAUCUAAUGAAACAUUCACCACU